GGACGCACCUUCCGGCGGCCCAGGCGCGGAGCCCUGGGCCCGGCUGCGGCCCGGCGGCGGCCUCGGCGUGGCGGUUCUGGAGCCUGCGCGAGCCCGGAGCCCCGCAGGCCGCCCCAGGAGGACCUCGCCCGGCGGGCGCCCAGGCUUGGGCCGACUCAGCGUGGAGAUGCCGAAGCUGGAGGGCUUCGAGUUCUGGAGUCGCACCCUGGGGGGGGCCCGGCACGUGGUGGCCCCCAUGGUGGACCAGAGCGAGCUGGCCUGGAGGCUGCUGAGCCGCCGCCAUGGGGCCCAGCUCUGCUACACCCCCAUGCUGCACGCCCAGGUCUUCGUCCGCGAUGCCAACUACCGGAAGGAGAACCUGUACUGUGAAGUGUGCCCCGAGGACCGGCCCCUCAUCGUGCAGUUCUGUGCCAACGACCCAGAGGUGUUUGUGCAGGCGGCUCUCCUGGCUCAGGGUUACUGCGAUGGCAUCGACCUGAAUCUGGGUUGCCCACAAAUGAUCGCCAAGCGAGGCCACUACGGAGCCUUCCUACAGGACGAGUGGGACCUGCUGCAGAGCAUGAUUCUGCUGGCCCAUGAGAAACUCUCUGUCCCGGUCACGUGCAAAAUCCGUGUCUUCCCAGAGAUUGACAAGACCGUGAGGUAUGCCCAGAUGCUGGAGAAGGCUGGCUGUCAGCUGCUGACAGUGCAUGGGCGCACCAAGGAGCAGAAGGGGCCUCUGUCGGGCUCCGCGUCCUGGGAGCAUAUCAAGGCUGUGCGCAGCAAGGCCGUGGCCAUCCCCGUGUUCGCCAAUGGGAACAUCCAGUGUUUGCGGGACGUGGAGCGCUGCAUCCAGGACACGGGGGUGCAGGGCGUCAUGAGUGCAGAGGGCAAUCUGCACAACCCCGCCCUGUUCGAGGGCCGCAGCCCGGCCGUGUGGGAGCUGGCCGAGGAGUACCUGGACAUCGUGCGACAACACCCCUGCCCCCUGUCCUACGUCCGGGCCCACCUCUUCAAGCUGUGGCACCACACGCUGCAGGUGCACCAGCUGCUUCGAGAGGAGCUUGCCAAAGCCAAGACCCUGGAGGGCGUGGCGGCCGUGAGCCGGGAGCUGAAGCUGCGGUGUCAGGAGGACAUGGCCAGGCAGAAGGAAGGGGAGAAGCCUGCGGGCGGUUUGCCUUUCUUCCACUGGAUCUGCCAGCCCUACUUCCGGCCAGGGCCCAAGGAGGGGAGCAAGGAGAACGGGGGUGCUGGCAGCAAGCGGGCCCUGGAGGAAGAGGAGGGCAGCAUGGACGUCUUGUCCAAGAAUAAGCAGAAGAAGCAGCUGAGGAACCCUCACAAGACCUUCGAUCCUUCACUGAAGCCAAAAUACGCCAGGUGUGAUCAGUGUGGGAACCCAAAGGGCAACAGAUGUGUGUUCAAUCUGUGCCGGGGCUGCUGCAAGAAGCGCGCUUUCAAAGAGAUGGCAGACUGCCCAGGUCAUGGAUUGCUUUUUAAAACCAAACUGGAGAAGUCUCUGGCCUGGAAGGGGGCCCAGACCCGGCUGCAGGACCCUCAGCAGGCAGGGCCUGGGGAACCUGGGGGCUUGCCUGAGGCCCUGGGUGGUGCGCUGGCCUGACAAGCCCCAGGACUGCUGCCAAAGCCGCGGAGUCCCACUUAAGGAAACGCCUUCACUCAGGGAGUCCUCUGCUACUUCACAUGGAAGGACCAGCUGACCGUCUGCCCCUCGCCCGCCUGCCCUGGGGGCCCGGAAAUGCUGCACCAGGGAGCAGGCUCCCAGGCUGGACCUGCCCUGUCCUCGCAACUUGUGUGUGUUCAAAAGUGAACAAUAAAUCACUUCAAAAAUA
Molecule: messenger RNA, 1826 nt
Organism: Rhinolophus ferrumequinum (greater horseshoe bat)
Lineage: Eukaryota; Metazoa; Chordata; Mammalia; Chiroptera; Rhinolophidae
Gene: DUS1L
Product: dihydrouridine synthase 1 like
Exons: 14
Coding region: 167-1597 (476 amino acids)
Biological process (GO): tRNA processing
Molecular function (GO): flavin adenine dinucleotide binding; tRNA dihydrouridine synthase activity
Source: RefSeq, a predicted model, not a curated record